CGUAAUAAAGUGAAGGCCUUGCGAUCUAAUUUCAACAAGAUAAUACGUCUGAAUUCUGUUAGUGGGGCGGCUCACAAAACAUGUGAUUAUUAUGAUGAGCUCUAUGAAAUGUUCGGCCAUCGUCCAGCAGUUGAUUAUACUAAUAUGGGAGUGGAUAUUGGAAUCACAAAUGCGGUAUCACUAGAAAUUGAGGAAUCACAGAAUGCAAUGUUUUUCAGCACACCAGAAGAGCCAGACUUAGGUACCGAAGAAGCGGCAGCUUCCACUACUGACACCUCUGGUGAUACUUCGUCUAUUUAUGGAGGAAAUUCAGAAUCUGGAAAAAAACAUUCGGUUGACUUGGAAGACCUCUUCGAAAAACAGAGGGAGUGGGAAGAAAAAAUGAUGCAUGAACAAAUGGAAGCUCACGCCCAAAUGAUGAGAGAGACUGUGCAAGAGAUGGGGUCGGUAUUUUUUGCAUGCGUGUCCCAGCUUUCAAAAAGUCGAGAUACCAACGAAUGAAUCAAGUCUACUUGGCCACAACAACCAUGCUCAAGUGUUGGAAAUGUUUUUAUUCUUUAAAUAACAAAUUGAAUUUGGCUCUGUCGUUGUGCAUGUUGAAAUAAAUAUAAAAACCAAAACAAUG
Messenger RNA from Styela clava, 625 nucleotides. RefSeq lists its product as uncharacterized. Lineage: Eukaryota; Metazoa; Chordata; Ascidiacea; Stolidobranchia; Styelidae. The record is from RefSeq and is a predicted model, not a curated record.